AUGAGGCCGUUUCAUGGCCGAGUUCGUGACGUGGUAAUGACGCUGAAGCAACGUGAUGACGUCAUGUACGCACACGCUGACGUCGGCCGGAACCCGCGCGAUUGUCGGACCGGGCUGACAGGGAGCUGUAGUCUAUUCCGGUGGUGGGUAAGUUAAUUGCAUCUUUUAUUUUUGGUAUAUAUGUGUAUUCUUGUAUUAUGGUUGAAAGUGUGUAUAACAUACUGAAACGUUGAUUUUUUUAUAAAGAAGAUUAAAAGCUAAGUUUUAUAUCUAUCUAAGUCCUGGGAGUGCUAUCUUGUUUAUCUAUCUUUGUACUUUUGCAUGAUAAGCACCGGGCAAGUAUAUUUCAAUUUUCAUGGAGUGCAAGAUUAUUUUUUCUUUUUAUAUAUAUAUAUAUAUAUAUAUAUAUAUUAAUUCUACAUAUAUAUUUAUGUAAUAUUUUUACAUAAUUAGGUAUCUUAAUUAAUUACAAUUAGUGGGACCUGCCUGACAACCCAUGCUGAAAGUAAAGGGAAUUUAAUUUGCUAGCACUAUAUUUAACCCUAUAACUUUCCAAGACACCAUAAAACCUGUACAUGGGGGGUACUGUUCUACUCGAGAGAUUUCGCUGAACACAAAUAUUAGUGUUUCAAAACAGUAAAAUGUAUUACAACGAUGAUAUCGCCAGUAAAAGUGAAAUUUUUUGCAUUUUUCACGCACAACCAGCACUUACACAGACGAUAUUAUUGCGAUACUUUUUACUGUUUUGAAACACAAAUAUUUGUGUUCAGCGAAGUCUCCCGAGUACCCCUCAUGUACAGGUUUGAUGGAAUUUUCAAAAGUUACAGCUUCAAAUAUAAGGCUUGUGUUUAAUUUUGUUCACAUUAAAAUUCGCCAGAUUGGUUACAUUGCCUUUGAGACCCUAUGGUUGCCCAAGAAUGAAACUUAUCCCUAUGAUGGCAAACCAUUUGCAAUAGUAGACAACCCAAGGUAUUAUAAAAGGGGUAUGUCCAGUCUUUUUUAGUAGCCACUUAGUCACAAACACUGGCCAAAAUUGGCGUGUUUUGCAUUUUUCACACACAUACAAAUACUAACGCUAACUUUGGCCAGUGUUUGUGACCAAAUGGCUACUAAAAAAGACUGGACAUACCCCAUUUGCAAUACCUUGGGUUGUCUACUAUUGCAAAUGGUAUGCCAUUAUGGAUGUACAUUUAAUUCCUGGGCUACUGUAAAGUACCAAAGGCAACGUAACCAAUCCGGCGAAUUUCAAUUUCAAAUGUAACAUACUAUAUUUGACCCUGUAACUUCCCAAAACGCCAUAAAACCUGUACAUAGGGGUUACUGUUUUACACGUGAGACAUCGCUGAAUACAAAUAUGUGUAUUUUAUUGCAGUAAAAGCAAACAGUAUUAUGGCAUUGACAGUUAAAAUGUCAUGUAGAACUAAACAUUUUUUAAAAAAAAUCUUAUUUUCUCCCUAUUUUUUCAUAUUAAAUUAUGUUUCAUAGCUAAUUAUUUGAUAUUAAAUGAAAGCCCUGUUUCCCCUGAAUAAAAUGAUAUACAAUAAGGAUGGGUGCAUUUAAUAUGAAAGAGGUGAAUUACGGUUGGACAGGCAUGUAGCGCAAAUGCCAGGUUUUGUUUACAUUUUGUUUUGUUCACAACGUGUACAUUUGGCUGUGUCCUUAAGGGGUUAAAAAACAAACACAUUUCCCUUGAUACAGUCCAUACACACUGUAACGCCACCCUCAGCAUAAAAGGGUUAAACCGCCGUUUAGUAGGUCUUCCCUUCCAGAGACACAGGCACAGCUACUGCAGAACACCAAUCCGCCGAACCGCAUGUAAGGGAAUGCUCCAAAAACGCCCGAACUGCAUACAAUAUAGCACUCCAAACUCCCGAACUGGAACCAUACAAAUAGCUGCUAGCAGACGAAUAGGAAAAAACACCCAAGUGGCUUACACUCCUAGCAAUCAGUCUCUAUCAGCAUACAGUAAAUCCCCCCAAAGACGAGACAAGGCUCCGUGUUGAGGGUCAAGCAAUGGUCAGACAGAGCUGUGAGUUUAUUGUUCUUAUAUACACAUUAGUACCACCCACAGGGUUUUGGAACACAACCAAUAAACACAUACAAUACACUCAGACACUCCCACACAAAAUCCUCCCCUCUGCCUGUUAUACAAUUACCUUGCACAAUGGGUAAUGUAAUUAUCACAAACAGAGAAAUACAAUUUUUCCACAUUAUUCAAAACUUGAAAAGUAUGCAUCACAUUCACAAAAACUUACAUUUUCAGAAUCAGCAUACUCCAAAUACAAACAUAUGUCAAAAUCAUCCAAAUUGGUCCAGCGGUUCAAAAGAUAGAUCGUAGUCCUUUGUGACCAAAUGAAGCAUGGCUUUUCUGCCCAAAACCAGUUCCACAGAGUCUUCUAUCCUGCAAAAGACAGUAAAAUACAAUAAACUAUAUCCAAGGGAGUGCUCCUGAUUGAUUACAUUUUUAUAUAUAUAUAUAUAUAUAUAUAUAUAUAUAUGCAGCUGCGGGCCCCCGGCUCCAUGUUACUACAGAGGGGAACCAGCACACUGCUUCUGCACAUUCAGCUUGUCUCUCCCAAUAACUCUCGCGAGACUCACGGCCUUCACAACGUCGCCACGGGUUACCAUGGCAACACUCCGCGCCACAUGCUCGCGAGAGUUAAUGGGAGAGAGGAGCUGAAUAUGCAGAAGCUGUGUGCUGGGCCCCCUCUGCAGUAACAGGGAGCCGGGGGCCCCACCAUGCCACCAGACCACCAGGGAAUGGAAUCUACCCCCUCCCUGGACACAGGUAAAAAGCAGGGAGGGGGAAAUAACAUUUAAUAUAAACUUGUUGUUAAAUUAAUGUAAAAAUGCCCCCCCGCCCCCUUUGCAGGACACACACACUACAUACACUACACUGACACACACACAUUGCAUACACUAAUACAACACACACACUACAUGCACUACACUGACACACACACAUUGCAUACACUAAUACAACACACACACUACAUACACUACACUGACACACACUGCAUACACUAAUACAACACACACACUGCAUACACUACACUGACACGCACACUGCAUACACUACACUGAAACGCACACUGCAUACACUAAUACAACACACACACUGCAUACACUACACUGACACGCACACUGCAUACACUAAUACAACACACACACUGCAUCCACUACACUGACACACACACACUGAAUACACUAAUACAACACACACACUGCAUACACUACACUGACAUACUUUGCAUUCACUACACUGACACAAAGUCUGCACUCAAAAUACACACAGCAUCCACAUACACAUACAUUCUGCAUUCACUAUAAUCACACUACAUUCAAACACUCUGCAUUAAUUAUACACAGACACUGCAUCUAACACACACACACUGCAUCCACUACAGACACUGCAUACACUACACUGACACACACUCUGCAUACACUACACUGACACACACUCUGCAUACACUACCCUAACACACACUCGGCAUUCACUUCACUGACACAGACACUACACAGUUUGCACUCACUAUACACACAUCAUCCACUACACACACAUUCUUCAUUCACUAUACUCAUACAACAUCCACCACACAUUCAAACACUGUACAUUCAUUAUACACAGACACUGCAUCUAACACACAUACACUACAUCCACUACACAGACACUGCAUACACUAGUACAACACACACUCUGCAUACACUUCACUGACACACACUUCACCGACAUACACUCUGCAUACACUACCCUGACACACACUCUGCAUACAACACACACAUACACUUCACUGACACACACUUCACCGACAUACACUCUGCAUACACUACCCUGACACACACUCUGCAUACACUACCCUGACACACACUCUGCAUCCACUACCCUAACACACACUCUGCAUUCACUAUAUUGACACACACUCUGCACUCACUAUACACACAGCAUCCACUACACACACAUUCUGCAUUCACUAUACUCACACUAUAUCCACCACACAUUUAAACACUCUGCAUUCAUUACACAGGCACUGCAUCUAAUACACACACACUACAUCCACUACACCAACACACUCUAUAUUCACUGUACACACACUACAUCCAGUGCACAAACGCACACUACAUCCACUACACAAACACACUCUGUAUUCACUAUACACACACUACAUACACUACACAAACACACACACUGCAUCUAAUGCAUACAAACACUACACGCAUUACACAAAUGUAAAAUCUGCAUCCACUAUACACACUGCAUUCAUUAUACACUCACUCUGCAUCCAUUACACGCAUUCUAAUUCUACAUCCACUAAACACACACCACAUUCAGUCCUGCAUCCUUGUGGACGGACUCAGAAAUAUGUGGGCGGAGUCGGGGUGGGCCCCAGGGGCCCAGACCUUGAGCUUUGUUAGGGGCCCCAAAAUUUCUGAAUGCAGCCCUGCUGAUUGCUCCCGCCGCCCGUUUUCCGUUAUAACGGUUCAGGACCAUCACCGGUCCUCAAUGGUAUGUUACAGAUGACGGUCCUGAACCGUCAUCGGUCCUCACAGGGUUAAAAUAAAUUCCAGUUUAAUUUACUAACAUAUUUAGUCUUGUUAAUGGAACAAUUUCUUACUCAUCAUUAAACUACAAACAAAAAUAUGUUGCUUCUACCAAGAGUUUCAAAAAGCAUUUUGAUUUAAGUUGUUAUAUAUCCUCUUCUCUGCAGAAAAAAAGUUUAAUUUAACACGGGCCAAUUGAAACCAGAGCCCUCUGGCAUCAUUGUUUUCUAUCACAAAAUUAACUGAGAAGAAAAUAGUUCUGUAUAGUAUUUCCAAAGUGAUGUUUAUCCAAGAAAUGGGAAAUGCAGUGUUCAUUUUUUAAAUAAAAAUGCAGUAUAUCACAAACUGCAGUCACACAAAAACCCAUUGUGUCAGGAACAUAAGUGAAAAUAUAGUUUUUUUAAAUCUACUGCAAAAUAAACCUUUAUUACAAAAAGUCUUAAGUCUAUUCAUAUAGAUGAGUCGUAAUUAUUUAUUUCUGACCAGAGAAUUCUAAAGAAAUAACUUCUAAUAAAAAAGACCCAAUUAUUCAUUAGUGACUGUAAUAAAUAUGUACAGUAUAUGUAAGGGUGAUUAAAAUAAGUAUUUUUAUGUAUAUACCUUCUUCUUUAAAUGACUAAAUGGAAUAUCUUUCUAUAUAACCCAAAAAUAUUAAAGCACAAUCUGAUAUUCUGUAGGAGAAAAUAUAAAUUGUUUCUACUAACAAUUCAAACAGCAACACAUGCAUACAAAUUUAACAAAUGGUACAACUUAAUUAUGUUACAGAGGAAAGAUAUAUUUGAUGGAGAGUGAGCAAAUGUGUCCAGAAAGCCAGGAGAACAGGCAAUUGUUCUUUGUAUACUGUUAUUUUUAUAGAUAUGACUAUAAUUAUGUCAGAACUUUUUUAGCUAAACCUCUAUAAGGACACAUUUAAGACCCUCAAUCCUCUUACAAAACCAUGCACCCACAUUCUAGACUUCUCAUGGUACCGUAUAGCAAAUUACCAUCUGUACUUUUUAACCCAUUAGACAUCCAUACCUAAUAUGUAUAUGAAUAGAAACAUAGACCAAUUAAUAUUCUACAGCAGCGUUUCCCAAUUGGUGUUCCACAGACCCUUAGCCUAGCCAAAACCUAGCCUAAAUACAAAGAAAAGCAUUCUAUUAAAUUUCACAUCAAAAGUAAUACUGCUUCUAUUCUGCAACUAGAGUUUAGAGUUAUGGAAAUCAUAUGGACAACAUUCAACAGUCUAAUUGUAGUAGUAGUGCUUGAAUUCCACCAGUAGGGGCUGUAAGGUUAUUCAGUCAAAGUUUAUUAGCUUUCAUUUCGAAGUUGUAGUUAUGAGUUUUAAUCUACAGAGGUCACAGGAGUGGUAGUUAUAAACUUUCAUCAGCAGAAUUCACAGGAGUGCAAACAUCUGCACAUAGACUGAUUCAGGGGAAGGAAACAUUUAGCACUCAAGAUGUUGUGGACUACAUUUCCCCCUGAUUCUUUAACAGCAUUAUGGCUGAAGAGUAUUAUGGGAGAUGUAGUCCACAAUAUCCAGAAUGGCCAACUAGCCUCCUUUUAUAGCCCCAAUUACUCAACAGUUUAUGCACUUAACCCCUUAAGGACACAUGACAUGUGUGACAUGUCACGAUUCCCUUUUAUUCCAGACGUUUGGUCCUUUAUUGGGUUAAACAAGAGUCCUGCAUGUUUUUAAUGCUGGUUCACUUUAUUUGACUUUAGCUACUUAGGGAGACAGGUCAGCAGACAGAGAUUGCCUGUUUUUACUCUCACUUUGCCUGUAUGGAAGUAGGAUUGCCAGAUAAUCAUAUAUAUGCAAGAGGUAGGUUACCCCAAACUACCUCUAGCUUAUGUAGAUAACUAGUUAACACCUAGGCGUGGGGUUUGUUUUACUAGUUGUAAUACUUUAUGCAAAAUGUAUGCAUUUUUAUGAAUGUGAAUAUUGUUUGUGUUAAUUAUUUUUGUAUUCUUGAUUUAUUGAUAUUUAUAUUGUGAAAUAGUACUUACUAAACAUAGCCCUAUUAAACAUACGAGUACUUUGGUUAUUUUGUGUAUUUCUUGAUAUCCAGCCCAUUUAGGGAAAGGGGUCUUACUAUUCUAUUCCAUUAAACACCCUUAAAUGACUUCAAAUAAAUUCAUGAUAUUGCUUGAACCCAUAUUUGUGUUAUGCUUCUUUUAUUGUGAUUUUGUGUAGGUAUCAGAAACUGGCUCCUACACUCACCUACAUCGCACUCCCAUGCUGCACUUCUCUCUCACUGCACAAGGAUGCCGUGUUGGAAUGCGACCCCGUCCAGACAGUCCCUCACGUUCAUACAAACACCACCUCUGUUUGUGCGAAAGCCACUUACCGAUCAUGGCAACACUGGAGGCAGAACUCUGUUCAUACCAACGCCACCUCUGUUCAUGUGAAUGCCGCUUGCCACACAGGAGACAGAACUCUGUUCGCACGAACACCGCCGCUUCCCACACAUGACCACACAGGAGACAGAGAAUCAAAGGGCACGCACGGAAAAGCAAAACCUUUUAAAGGUACAGGAGGUGGAAACCAGGGAGGAGUUACAAUAAACAAGACCACCCACUCUCCCUAUUUAUACCACACACCCUUGACUCCUCGCUGAGUUGUACUGUGCUCCUGAUCAUGUAAAGACCUUCAGUGACUAUCCUGUGGUAUCCUAAUUUUGAACCUUGCCUGUACCAUUGCUUCUGAACCUGAGCCACCUGUCCUGAUCUUUUAGCUUCCCUGACUACUCUCUUCGUCUGGUCCUUUUGUACUGUAAACUUAGUCAAUUGCCUUCAGUGCUCCUCUGCAUCUUGGGCUCUGUAUACUAAACAGUGAACCCGACAGUAUGUUAAUGAUGUGUCUAUUGGCACAGUGCCACUUUCAGAAAAUUUUAUUUGGACAUAGAUGUUUCCUGUUUAAUAAUAUAAUUGUUGAUUCUAGUGUGAGACUGCUGAUUAUAGGUUGCUGCUUUGCCUAGUCAGUGCCACUUGUAGCAAGUUUGAUUCACUUAUUUAGAUUUUGACAGCUCUUUCUUGUUAACUAUUUGUAGAAAUAAAUUCAUUUUCUUUGAUAGUGUUGGUCAGUAAAAAAAAUAAAAAAAAAUAAACAGGUUCUACUUGCCUAGAUAUUGCCAUUUACACAAACUUUAAAUGGGAGAUAGAUUGGCUAGCGCGUUCUGCUGGCUAUUGGUUUGUCAGCUGAUGAUAGACAGCAUUAAAUUAGGAGUUGAUGGCAUAAAUGAGUCCAAAAAUGUAAAGUAGUGCUUUUGUCAGUUAUCAUUGCACAAGGUAUUCCAUGGAGAUGAUGGAUUUCUUGAAGGAAUAUAGAGACUGUUAUAUCUGCAAGCACAGUAGAAGCAAUAACAUCUUGGUGAAUCUAUGACCAAUAUCAUGGUGUUGUGUUUGUGUUGCAGAAGCAGAUCAACAAUGAAAUCCAUUGUGAUGUCUAUCCAUGAACUUGAGGGAAUGAACAAAGUAUUGGACCUGGUGAAAGUGUUGCAGGAGAAAAUGUAUUUCCUGGUAUCUUGGACGAGGGUAGGUGACAAAAAGUAACUGUGGUUGCUUUUUCCAGUUCUUGUGAUACUUCCAUGGCCUGCAGCUCGGAAUGUGCAGGAUAUUGUGCCAGAUAGAGGGUGGUACAUAGACUAAAGAUAUGUGCAACCAGGUGAAAUUAUGUAACCUAAGAAGUCUACGGAAUGUGUGUUGAAUGUGCAAUUUUUCAGUUGGUGUACAAUCAUGUUCUUAUGCAGGCAUUGUAAUACUGUAUUUACAGGUUCAAUGUGUUUAACCAAAGAGGUAGAGAAAACAAGGAUUUCAUUUAGCUAUAUGAACAAAAAGAUGACCACUAGAUCCCAAAAUGUGUAGUUGAAAAAGUUUUGGAAUGUAGCUGAUGCAUUGCAUAAGCCAAAGGACAUGACUAAAUACUCAAAAUGUACAUGGCACAUCCUGAAUGCCUUCUUCCAUUCAUCUCUUUUGCAUAUGCAGAUGAGAUUAUAAACUCCCAGAGGUCUAUUUUGAAAAUUGGAAGUGCUACUAAGAUGAUGAGAACUGUCUUGAUGGGUGUUCCAUUAACCAUGUACAGCAACAGUGAAAAGGACUUCUUUUUAGUAAGGAUGGACAAUAUCUGUACAAGAGCUUAAUCUAUGAAACAUCCACUGACUCCAGUGGCUGUGGUAGCUGGAGAUACAAACAGGUAUAAGGAUAUGGAGACAGCAGCUGCAUUCCAGGAAAGGUGGACAAUGGUUCUCUUACCAGGAAAAGAUUGGGGAAAUUGGGAAAUUCCUACAUAGAUGAUCGGGUUAACCACAACAUAUAUAGGAAGAGCUCCUGAGAGUGAUGUCUCUUUAGCAAGUUAAGAGGUAACAGACUAAGUCUUUCUGCAUUGGUUCUUCAGGGGCACCAUUACACCAGGAGUCACAGCAAGCUGUAAAACAACCCAGCAACUUCUGGGACACACACUGGAGCUCCAUACAGUCACCUUCAGGUGAUGACUAUAAAUUAAGUCCUGUAACCAAAUAUCUUGGAUAUUUCAUGUACUCUUCUACUCUGGAGUUCUCAG
Molecule: messenger RNA, 9079 nt
Organism: Pelobates cultripes (western spadefoot toad)
Lineage: Eukaryota; Metazoa; Chordata; Amphibia; Anura; Pelobatidae
Source: the annotation of a GenBank genome assembly